CAAAGACAGUUACAUCCUCAUCAUCAGACCGCGUUGGUAUGUUUUUCCUACACGCCACUUACACCCGAUGAGCUAUGCCAAUGCCAAUCAGAAUUUCUUGAUGGGUAGGCUUUUCUUUCCCAUCAACAACCCGGCAAAAAGCCCGGAUCACUCCGGCGAGGGUAGUGGUAUAAAUCCCACGAUGGCGCCAUACCUCCUUCAUCACUAAUAGACAGAGAGGCACCACCAUCUCAGCACCAGUCUUUACCCCUCCAGAGAACGGUGCACUCAUCUCACAGACGUUCUUGACCCUUAACCUAUCACCAAAACUGCCAACAAUGGCACCCCAACGCUCUCUCCUCCAAGGAGCCUUCCUCCUCCCCUUCCUCGUCUCCUCCAUCUCUGCCUUCCCCUACAACACCAACUCCGACGCCAACUCCAAGGCUAGAGACCUCAACCUCAACCUCCUGAAACCCCGCUCCCACUUCCCCACCCUAUUCAAACGGCAAAACACCACCUUCACCCCCGCGAACACCAACCCCUCAUCCAACCCUGGCACCCGCCUAGGCUGCUACCGCGACGACUCCGCCUCCUCUCGCCUCCUGCCCACGUCCUUCACCGCUUCGGACACCCUAACGCUCGAAGCCUGCGCCGUCUUCUGCUCUUCGUCUCCUUAUUUUGGGGUUGAAUACGGUCGGGAAUGCUGGUGCGCCAGCUCUUCCUCUGGCUUUUCUCCCACCUCCCCCUCCACUCUUGCCGCCAAGGUCUCUGACACCGAUUGCUCCUUCCCCUGCGCCGGCAACAACGACCAAACAUGCGGCGCCGGUGAGCGCAUCGAAGUCUACACCAACGCUCUGUACCGCCCGCCCAUGAACGCCCAGGUGCCAGGGUUCGACUACCUUGGUUGCUAUCGCGAGUCUUCGCCCCGCUUACUCCCCAACUCUCUUUUGGGAGACGACACCCUCACCACCGCUAAAUGCGCCGCCUACUGCACCAAUCUCUCCUUCCCUUAUUUCGGCCUCGAAUACGGCCGGGAAUGCUGGUGCGGCGUAUCCCCACCCUUCGACUCGCAGAAGGUUCCCGAGACGGAAUGCAGCAUGACUUGCGCCGGUGCCCCUGAUCAGAUCUGUGGCGCGGGGAAUAGGAUUAAUGUCUAUGAAAAGCAGAUGGAGACGCCCGCUGACGUGGGCGACUACCGGUAUCAGGGAUGUUAUACCGACUCGCCCGUCACUGGGGAGAAGUCACUCACUGGAAAAGUCACGUACGAUGCGGCGAUGACGUUGGAUAAAUGCCGGAUGACCUGUGAGAAGGAUGGAUACCCUUAUUUCGGCACCGAGUACGGCAGCCAGUGUUUCUGCGGCACGAAGCUCUAUGAUGGCCCCGAAAAUGACGACGUCUCCGAUGACGAAGACGAUUACCCUCCCCGAGCGCUCAAGGUGCUAGACCGCGAAUGCUCAAUGCGAUGCGGAGGCGACGCAACGAACAUGACCAACUGCGGCGAUGCCAAUCGCUUGUCGGUGUACUGGAACGGCGAGGUCAGUGAAGCCCGUAACUUGGACUCGGACGAACUUGAGGAUGCGGACUUGCCUGGUUGGUUUUAUUCAGGGUGCCACAGGGAUGAUGUGGCGCAGAGGAUCUUGACGGGUCCUUCCACGAGGAGCAACGACAUGACUGUCGAGACUUGCGUGGGAUUUUGCAACACUAGGGGUUUCACUUAUGCUGGGUUGGAGUACCAGACCGAGUGCUACUGCGGGAAUGCGAUGGACUCUGUUAAUCUUGAUGAGGUUGAUGGUAGCCAGUGUGAAGAGCUUUGCUCGGGCGAUGCUGAGGAGUAUUGUGGAGGCCCGAGGAGGUUGAGCCUGUAUACGCUUCGCAACAUCCGCUGAUCAUUGUCACUUGAGGGGCGGUUGGGAAUCAUUGGUGAGGGUUUAGCUGCGGUGACGGGUGGUUUUUCUCUUUGAGAUUUUUCUGCGACAUACACGAUGAGACUGGUUAUAUGAUUGGGUUUAAAGGCGUCUUUGGUUUCGUUUAUGUCGCUUUUAUUAAGUUCCUAACUAUUUUUGCGCAUUAUUAAGUAUCUGUCCCCCAUCCGAGCGAGUACCCGCUGGUG
This is a messenger RNA of Neurospora tetraspora, 2089 nucleotides long. RefSeq names its product WSC domain-containing protein. Gene Ontology annotation, cellular component: plasma membrane. NCBI's taxonomy places the organism in Eukaryota, Fungi, Ascomycota, Sordariomycetes, Sordariales, Sordariaceae. Bases 318 to 1865 code for a protein of 515 amino acids. The transcript has a single exon. The record is from RefSeq and is a predicted model, not a curated record.